This is a messenger RNA of Meriones unguiculatus (Mongolian gerbil), 21204 nucleotides long. RefSeq names its product CCR4-NOT transcription complex subunit 4 (gene Cnot4). The transcript has 11 exons. The coding region runs from base 321 to 2048 and encodes 575 amino acids. Gene Ontology annotation, molecular function: ubiquitin-protein transferase activity; RNA binding; metal ion binding. Lineage: Eukaryota; Metazoa; Chordata; Mammalia; Rodentia; Muridae. Gene Ontology annotation, biological process: protein ubiquitination. Gene Ontology annotation, cellular component: CCR4-NOT complex. The record is from RefSeq and is a predicted model, not a curated record.
GCCUGCGCACCGGAGGCCGGAGGAGUCUUACCCUAAUGUAAGAUGGUGGCCCGUCUAGCUGUGGAACCCACCGAAAGCUGAGAGUCUCUCUCAGCCGUAAAGGUCGGACUCGCUGAAGCAGUCAGGCCCGGUUCUGAAGAGUUUUUUCGCCGACUCUCGUUCAUUGGUCUCCUGUGAGGACUCGGCAGCGCGUGGAGUCGGCUAAGAGAAAAGCGAGGCAAGGCAGGCGGGUCUUCAGAAUUCUACAUUUUAGCUCUCAGUGCUGAAUUUCCUUCCCUUAAGUUAUUAUAAACUUUUGCUGCUGUCAAAGAAACGUGAAGAUGUCUCGCAGUCCCGAUGCAAAGGAAGACCCUGUGGAAUGCCCUCUUUGCAUGGAGCCCUUGGAGAUAGACGAUAUUAACUUUUUCCCUUGCACCUGUGGCUACCAGAUAUGCCGAUUUUGUUGGCAUCGAAUUCGCACUGAUGAGAAUGGACUUUGUCCUGCAUGUAGAAAGCCAUAUCCAGAAGACCCAGCAGUUUAUAAACCACUUUCCCAGGAAGAAUUGCAAAGGAUAAAGAAUGAGAAAAAACAGAAACAAAAUGAGAGAAAACAGAAAAUCUCAGAAAAUCGAAAACAUUUGGCUAGUGUACGUGUUGUACAAAAAAACCUUGUCUUUGUUGUAGGUCUGUCACAGCGUCUAGCCGAUCCAGAAGUUUUAAAACGGCCAGAAUAUUUUGGGAAGUUUGGUAAAAUACAUAAAGUUGUCAUCAAUAAUAGCACAUCAUAUGCAGGCUCACAGGGUCCGAGUGCCAGUGCUUAUGUAACCUAUAUUCGGUCAGAAGAUGCUCUCAGAGCAAUACAGUGUGUCAACAAUGUGGUGGUAGAUGGCAGGACACUUAAGGCAUCUUUAGGUACAACGAAAUACUGCAGUUACUUCUUAAAGAAUAUGCAGUGCCCAAAGCCUGACUGCAUGUAUCUACAUGAAUUGGGAGAUGAGGCAGCCAGCUUCACAAAAGAGGAAAUGCAGGCGGGUAAACACCAAGAGUAUGAACAGAAGCUACUCCAGGAAUUAUAUAAAUUAAAUCCCAAUUUUCUUCAGCUAUCUACGGGUUCAGUUGAUAAGAAUAAGAACAAAGUGACACCAUUGCAGAGGUAUGAUGCCCCCAUUGACAAACCUUCAGAUUCUCUCAGUAUAGGGAAUGGUGAUAAUUCCCAACAGAUAUCUAACAGUGAUACGCCUUCACCACCACCUGGUUUAUCAAAAUCCAAUCCUGUCAUCCCCAUCAGUUCAUCCAAUCACAGUGCAAGGUCUCCUUUUGAAGGGGCAGUAACAGAGUCACAGUCAUUAUUCUCAGACAAUUUUCGCCACCCCAACCCUAUACCAAGUGGGCUUCCUCCUUUUCCCAGCUCUCCACAGACACCCAGUGAUUGGCCUACAGCUCCAGAACCACAGAGCCUCUUCACAUCAGAAACAAUCCCAGUAUCAUCAUCUACAGACUGGCAAGCAGCAUUUGGCUUUGGUUCUUCUAAACAACCAGAGGAUGACUUGGGUUUUGAUCCCUUUGAUGUCACUCGAAAAGCCUUAGCAGACCUGAUUGAGAAGGAACUGUCCGUCCAAGACCAACCUUCCCUUUCUCCCACAUCUCUUCAGAACUCCUCCUCACACACUGCAACCGCCAAAGGUCCAGGCUCUGGAUUCCUGCAUUCCGCUGCACCUACAAAUGCCAACUCUCUUAAUAGUACCUUUUCAGUCUUGCCACAGAGGCUUCCUCAAUUUCAGCAGCACCGAGCAGUUUAUAAUUCAUUCGGUUUUCCAGGCCAGGCAGCCCGCUAUCCUUGGAUGGCCUUUCCACGCAAUAGCAUCAUGCACUUGAACCACACAGCAAACCCCACCUCAAAUAGUAAUUUCUUGGACUUGAAUCUCCCGCCACAGCACAACACAGGUCUGGGAGGGAUCCCCAUAGCAGGGGAAGAAGAGGUGAAGGUUUCGACCAUGCCACUGUCAGCCUCUUCCCAUUCAUUACAACAAGGACAGCAGCCUACAAGUCUCCACACUACUGUGGCCUGACAACAGAUCUGAAAGGAAAGGAGAGGAUUAGACUCGGGGUGCUUGCAUGGGCAACUGGAUUUUUGCAUGGUUCCUCUCUGACUUCAUUUAAUGUAUACACCCACAAGAGCCAAUAUAAACGUUCCUCAUGCGACAACUAGCGUGUACCUCAUAGUUGCUAAAGUAUUUCUUCAUUGGGCCUUUAACAUAAUUUAUUAGCAUAAUAAUUUUGACAUUGUUUCUCAUGAGUGAUACUAUUUUUAACUCAUACAAAUAAACUUAGAGUAUUAAUUAAGAUCCCAGAGGAGAUUAGCUAGACCUGUUCUUGUUUUGACUCUAUUAUUGGAAAUAUACAAAAGUAAUGGUAGUUCUUUGUUUUUUGGUUUGUGAAAAAAAAAUGGUAAUAUUCUAAUCUACUCCAAAAUUUUUGAAACAUUAAGAUAAUGUCUAUUGCAUUCUUGGAAUUUUUGAAAAGAAAGAAUACAUAUAAAACAAAACUGGUGGUGUCAUUUAAUGCUCAGAAAGAUGUUGUCAGCUGUUGUUUUUAGUUGCCUAGAUUUAUAUCAUAUAUAAUGCAUUACAUGUAUACAAAACUGUUUUGUUCUUUCUCAUUUGCACAUUUGCACUUUUCUUUUUGAAUGGUUGUUAAUUAUACAUAGAUGGUUAAAAGGUAAUUAUUAUGGCCUAAAUGCAAUAUAAUCUCUUUUCUAAUGCACUGCCUAGUAUACCAGGAAAUGCCUCAAAAACAGAACUUCAACUUGUAGUUGACUUAUUAGAAACUUGAACAUGGGGUAAACAUUGUAUGUAAGUAGUAGCCAUAAUAGUGUAACAUUUUUAUUGAGCAAACAGUAGUUCAGUGGAAUCUGUUUGGAAAUUGCAUUGUUAAAUAAAUGAUACGUGAUAAAAGUACCUGACCAGAUAAGACUUAGAGUGGAAGAGAGAAGCUAGGUGUCCUGUAAAAUGAGAUAAGUGUAAGUUGUCAUAGAUAACUUAGAUAAUGAAAGAACAGUGGAGUACUUUAUAAGGGCAUAAUGUAAAGUGAUGCUUUUGAUAAUGCAAAACUUCUUGAAAGUUUCAAAAAUGAUAAUAAAAAAAUAAACUGAAUUUAGUUCUGAGAAAUGGACAAAAGCUGAUUUAAAAAAAAAAAUAUCACCGUAAUUUCCCUAAAAGCGUUUGGGGAGAAAGAGAAAGCCAGACCUCUUGAGAUUUAAAAAAAAAAAAAAAAGAAAAAGAAAAAAAAGUAUGCCUUAAUUUGUUAAAAACAAUAUGAAAAGGGUACUGUGAAUACCAAAAAAACCUUAAUAUUAUGUUAAAUCUAAGUUAACAUAAUAUUAAUAAUAAACCACCUUAUGUGAAGAUGAUGCUAAUGUUUUAUAGCAUUGGCAUUUCUCGGUUACUUUUGAAUAUAAAGUAUGGUAACUUCCUGUAUAUUACAAAAUAAAUGGCUUCAUUCUGAGGUAUAGUGGAAUAAAGUGGAAAUUUAUUCUUAGAUUUAUUUAUUUAUUUUUAAUUUGGUUGAGGUCACAGAAUUGACCAAUUCUCUACCCAUCUAAGUUAUGUUUUUAGAGUUCAUCGUAACUAUCGAUCUCUAGCUCUCAUUUAAAAGUAAAUUUACAGCAACAUUAUAAGAAAGCCACUGUCUUAGAAAAUACGAGAACAAUAGUGUACACUUAUUUAAACUUCAGCCUUUAGUCAUAUCUUAAUUUAGUUAUGGUUUUCAUUUGACUAUAAUGGAUCAAGGAUUGCUAUGUGUUCUGUGGGGUUAGGGCUUUUGGACUGUGUUACUGGAAAUCUGGCUUCUUGUAAUGAUGCUUACUAGACUUAGCUUUCUGCAGCUUUCACAUGAGCCUUUCAGUUGGCUCCCUUUUCGUACAAGGCCACAGAGGAUGCCUGGCUCCCAUUUACUCACUCUGUUGUGACGGAUGCUGUGAGCAAAGUUUCUUUCCUUCUCUUUCUCUGUCCUUUUUCAUUCAUAAUUUGUAUAGAAAAUUUGUCCAAAGUUUUCCCAGACUUGCCCAUCAUCCCCAGUAAGAGUUCAAGGCUAUUUCUUCCCUGCAUCCUUUCUUUUCCCUGUACUUUCUGACAUACCAUGAAUUUGGGAAAUGCUUUUUAGGUGAUUAGAACUCAGCAUUACAACUUUUAUGUAAAAUGGUUAAGAACUUACUUUUAAACUGUGUUUUGUUUUAAUUUCUAGACCCCAUUAGGCCUCACCUUUUUGCUUAAUAUUAAUUUUGCUUAAUGUUUUUUAGACAUCUUUUAAGUUAUAAUUUCCACUAAAGGAUAGAAGAAAUUUUGCAGUACAUAAAAAUACCAUUUUAUGUGAUGGGCAAAUUUAACUAAAAUGGUGGAAACAAUGAGAAAUGAUAAGAAACUUCAGGUGUGUCAGUACAUUUUUGUACGGUGCAUCUUACACUAGCAUACUUCUUUUAUUGGCCAUUAUAGGUGACUAUUUUCUUUAACACAGGAAUUUUUAACCCGGAGUCCCAAACUCUUGGAAGGUAUAUCUGAAAUGGUGUGUGUGUUCAUAUGCAUGCCUGAGCACCCACUCGCAUAUCCACGUGCACUUAUUUGUUGAUUUUCUAAGGAAGAUCCAUAGUUACUAGAUGAUAAAGAGUUUGGUGACAUUCUCCCUCUCCAAAAGGUUUCAAAUGGUUAAGAAAUGACUGCCAUGAAAUGCCUUUAGUCCCUGAAGAAAAUAGAGUCCUGUUCUGACUGACUUUUAGUUCUGGGAUGUGAGGUGCUCUUUUGUUUUCUCAAAGAUCUCAGUAGAAAAUGUUUUGAUAAAUAAUGAUUUCCUUUCCAUUCUUUGUUUUCUUCAGGUGGUAGAUACUUUGGUAUAUUCUCCCUUUUAUUUCAGCAAAGCAUUAAUUAAAUAUUAUUGUUCUAUAAAGUGACCUGAGCUAGAUCUUGAGUGAUACAAGGUUGAAUAAAACAUACAGACACCAGUCUAGUGCAGACUUAUUUCACAUUAUUUUUAUCAUGUCAACCCUUGAUUGCUUUUAUCACAACAGCCCCGGCAAUCCAGACUCAUCCCAAUACUCAUCCCAGUAACUGCUCUGACAGUGGCAACAAAGAGUGUUCAAUACUGAUACUUGCAAAUUGAUUUGAAGGGAAGUUUAAACAAACAAUAGAAAAGACACUCUCAUCAUUCUAUUUUAUGAAUGUGUAUGCUCAUGUCUCAGCACCCUGGAAAUUGAAUUAUAUAAUUGUGUUUCUUUUAAGUAAGCAAUUUUAGUGCAUUUUUUUUGUCUGUGCAUACUUGUACUGAUAUAGUUUAUUUGUAUGGUAUUCCAAGAACCUUCAAAAUAGCCACAAACUUCUUCUGUUCUGACACAGGUUCAUAGAGAGGUAUACCAGAGACAAAUUGCUACAAAAAGCCCAGAGAAACGAAAGCAUAUAGGAGCUUUUGAAAGCCCAUAAACUGAGCACUACUGUGUCUUUUGUGGAGACAAGGGGAAGGGGAGCUUUAUCUUGUGUUGGUUUGUAGGGAUUUUGAUUUUUUUCUUUAUUUUUUUGAUCAUGAAGUUUGCUUAAAUCUGUUUAAUUGGCUUAACAGAUGAAAACAUAGUAGCCUUUUCUUUUUAAUUGAAAUAAUAAUCUAUAUUCUGUGCAAUAGCCAAAGCCAGAUAUCUGGUGGUAAGCCAAGUACAUCUGCUCUUAGUACUGUCUCUCUUUCCUUUGUUGAGUGAACAUUCGCUAUGAGCCUCGUCAGGUUGGGUAAGUGGCUGUAGUGUGUGCAAGCAUUCGAACAUGCAUGUUUAGUAAGUCAAGCACUGUGCUGAUUUAAAAACAAAACAAAAAACAACAGGAGUUAGAAAAGGAACUUAUUUUCUAAAAAGCAGGAUGUUGUUACUUUUGAAGAGGACUCAACAUUUAGAUUAAAAGAGAAAGAUGUUCCAAUAAAGGAGGACUGAGCCACUGACCAGAAGACUGGAAAAUAGAUGUUGCCUGACGUGUAUGGAUCCAAGUAAGCUAACGCCUUGAAAAUGAAGAAGAAAAGCUUAGUCUCAGUAUGGUGGGAUGGGUGCUGUAGGGUUUUGAUAUGCUGUAACACUAUUGUAGCAUUUUUAAGAGGAGUAAUUUGGUAAGUCAUUUUAUUGCCGUUCAGGACAAAUUAGAAUCCUGUUUCAGGAAGCCGCUGUUGACCAUUGCAAAAAGAUGACUUAGAUUAGAAUAGGUUUGGUUAAAAAUUGCAUAAAAUGGUUCAAAAUAGGAGCUAGAUUUAAAAAAAAAAGAUAGGGAUGUCAUUAUUUGUCAUUUAUUGAACACUAAACUGUUCUUUUAUGUGAAAUCUAAUCACUGACUCACCUUCCACAUCACUCACAACAUAGGUUAACAGAAAAUAUCUCACGGGCCUCCCAGCUGGCCUCAAGCUCACUGUAUCACUGAGGAUGACUUUGUAUUUCUGAUCCUCUGCCUUCAUCCCCACUGUUCUGAGACUGGGAUUACAGGCAUGUGUCACCAUGCCCACUUUUAUGUGAUGCUGAACAUUGAGCCAGGGUUUCAUGCUUUACCAGCUGAGAGUUAUGUCCUUAACCUCUCUCCCCACCUUUAUUCUUUUAAAAGACAGGCUCAUAUUUACCCCAGGCUGGCCACCUUCUAUCUGUCUCAGCCUCUGGAGUGCAGGGUUUGCAGGUCUGCCCCAGGAGGAAAACAAAUUUGUGAGAUGAGGGUUCCUCUAGAGAUUUGGGGUUUAUUUAUUAAAGAAUUGUGUAAAGAUAGGAUUCUGCUUACAAUUUUUUUCAUAGUUUUAUUAAGUGUGCUUUUUAAAUGAUCUUUGGUUUAACAAAGUUCAGCUGUGGAAAAAGCAAACAAUUAAGAGAUUGACUAGUAAGUGAAGAAAAUGAAAACAUAAAUAAAUGCAAGAUUACAACAUUAAAAAUAUUCAGUCUAUUCAGGUGUGCUGCCACACACUUUUAAUCCCAGUGCAGAGGCAGGUGGGCCUCUGUGAUGUCAAGGCCAGUCUAGCCUAUAUAGUGAGCUCCAGGACAGUCGAGAGUACAUAAUCUCGUAGUCAAGAAGAGGCCAGUAAGGCAUUGCCUACAAGCCUGUGUUGUAAGUGAUGUGCAAGGAGAUUCAAUGACUUUAGAUUUCAUGGCAAAGAAUGGGAUAGUGUUGAAUGCAUGACAAAUAAUGAGGUUAUUAUGAUCAGUGUGAUGACCUGAGUGCUAAUUAAAAGAUGAGAAACAGGAAAAGAUAGUAGGUUAUAUGAUUGGUAGAACAGUUUGCUUUUCUAACCCCUCUGUGGUCUCUACCCUAUUUUCCUUCAGUCUUUGUUGAGAGUAUAGCGUCGAUUUGAAUUGUAGAGAGCAUGAUGUUGCCUAUAGAAUCUCAAGUCAGGUUUCUUAUAAGUUGAAAUGAUCCAAAGACAAACUUCCUGAAAGAAUAAUAGGAAAACAUAAAAGGCUAGGGUAAGGUGAGUUGGGCUGGAGAAACCUCCGAAUAUGCAAAGGAAUUGUAAUGUUGGGGUCUGAAACAUUAGGAUGAACUGGAUGUGAAGCAUGGCAAAUCUGUUGAAGAGCGCAUUGCUGAGCCAGAGUUUCCCACUUAAGAAGGAAACUGGAAACUUCCCACAUAGGCUUUCCACUCACGAAGGCAAAUACUAAACACAGUUGGAUUAGGCCAUUCUGCAUUAUGUGUAUAGCAAGUUAAGAGCACGCAAUGGAGUGGGGAGAACUUAACAGUUUCACCUUAAAAGACAAGAUACUGUAUGAACAAAUCUCCAAAUAUGGGGGCUAAUAUUUUUGGUCCUUACAAUUUGUAUACUUAGGUUGGUAAUCUUUCCAAAAUUUCAAAAAAGUUACUGAAGUGUAGUACAGCAGGAAUGAAGUGUGUGUGUGUGUGUGUGUGUGUGUGUGUGUGUGCGUUCAUUUAAUUAGUAGCAAAUAUCCUAGUUUGUAAGCAGCCCUAGUUUUCUGAAAUGAGUAUUUUAAGUCAACUGGAUUUGCUGCCACAUAUGUAGGAUGAGAUGUCAGUUCUGACACAUUGUUCAACAAAACUACAUUUGUGAAACCAUGCUGAUUGCGAAAACUCUGUUCUUAGACCUCUUUACUAGUCUGUGAUCAGCUUCUGGGAGAAUUAAUGUUACUAUCUGCCUUACUUUGAUUUCUGUUGCUCCAAUAAAAUUCUUUGACAAAGGCAACUUAGGAAAAGGAGCGCUGUUUGCUCACAGUCCCAAGCUAAAGCUCAUCAUAGGGGCGUUCCAGUUCAGGGACUUGCGACAGCUAUGAUGUUUUAUCGAAGUCUGGAAGUGGAGAGGAAGGAGUUAUUUGUGCAAGUUAUGCCCCACCAGCUUUCUCUGAUUUACACACUCAGUACACAACUCGGGAAAUGGUGCUACCUGCUUUUAUACUAGAUCUUCCCCAUCAGUUAAUGUGAUCCAAAUAAUCUCCCAUCGAUGUAAGCAUAGGCCAAAUUGGUCUGGACCUACCUUCAUAGAGACUCUUUCCUGGGUGAUUUUAGAUUUCUUCAAGUUGGCAAAACUGUCACACCAGUUUUAAUUCCUAGUCAUUAAAAAAAAAAAAAAAGUACCUUUUACCUGUUAGAUACCUAGGGUGAGGUGAGCCUAGGCAAUUUAAGCCACUUGAAGGCUUGACUCAAGUACCCAGAGUUUCUCUAAAAUAGUAGGAAAUGUUGACUUCAAGUGCUGAUUCAUUCUUUUUAGCUUCCUUUUGACCACUCUUUCUAGACAACUAUUGAUUUCAUUCAUAUAGGCCAUUUCACACAAUUUGGAUUAUUCUAAAGAUCCCCAGCAGCUCUGGACUGACCUUAGAACAAUAUUACCACGCCUGCUCCUUUUUAGUACUCAGACCCGCUGUUACGCUGUUAAACUGAAAAGCAUUGCCCCCAAAACUCCCUCCCACUGUAUACUUUAUAAGGCUUUUACAUACCCAUGACUUUCUUUUUCAUAGAUGUGAAAUUCAUGUACAGUAGAAUUAACUAAACAUGUACAGGGCAUUGGCCUGGUACUACUCUUUAAAUUAUCUCAUUGUUAAUGAGAAUUUGGCCCCUUUAUUGUUAGGGCAAUGUGAUAAUGGCUACAUCUAGAUUCCAUAUUUUACUCAGUAAGCCAAAAAGGUAAAUAAACAUAAAACUUUAAUACACUCAUAUCUUUUCACAAUAGUACUCUUUCAACUUAAGCUUUGUUUUCAUUCCCACUGCCAACCCCUUUCCUCAACAAAACCCCAGAAGAACAAGGAGCCAAAGCCUAGAGAUCUUUGCUUUUUUUUAGGAACGGCUGCCUGCAUGGUUUUGAAAUUGUAAUAGCAGUCUUAACUAUGUCUUGACGAUGCUUACUUAGCACCAUGCAAGAAAGGCUUUACUUAGCCAAGGUGAAAAGUAUACUGCUUGUUUUCUGUGUGUGCAUGAGGCUUGUGAGUGUCAUACCUGUCUGCAUGUGCAGGUAGUGUAUAAAUCCUUUACCUGAUGACUGUGGCAGAGAAAAUAUUCUCAUGCUGUCUUUCUGUGGCUUCUUAUGUAUUUGUCCCUGCUGUGUUUUACUUCAUUCGUAUAUUUUGGAUUAAUGCUAUCUCUUAAAAAUAUUUUGUCUUUUCUUACGGUUUUGUUUUGUUUUGUUUUUGAUACUGUUUAAAUUCAGUGAAGUUGUAGAACAUGUUCCCAGCUCACCCUGAUGACAGUUUUUUUGUGUGUUUUUUUUUUGAAAUAAAGAUUUUUAUAACAUUUUCUCAUCAAAGUUUACUACUACAUAAGUCCAUCCCAUGCUACUCUUUAGAAAAAUCUUUGAAAAAAAUUUUGAAGAUUUAUAUUACAAGCAUGAGUUCUGAUAGGUACCGUAAUCUUUAGCAAUCUUCCUUGAGGAUUUUUUUUUUGUAGUCACAUUCAGACACCAAUUUAGUGUUCCUUUAGUCCUGUCUGUAUUAUUUUUUUUUUCAUGUAUACAACUCAACAGAGGAAAAAAAUACUAAGAUUCUGAAUUUUCUUUUAUGCAUACAACUCACCGGAAAGAAAGGACUUAAAGAUUCUGGAAGUGUUUCCUCACUAAAUGUGCGUCUUUAAUGUGCGUCUAGUUUAACUGUGCUAGAAGUUUUCUCAAGUCAAGGGUUUUCAGCUGAGUCAGUAAAAAUGAAGGCUUUCAAAAUGUCUAUGCUCCAGCAGUUAUCAUGUGUCCUGUAAGCUAUCAAGUAAAAUGUGGCCCAGUUGUAGUGUUUCAAGGAUUCUUCAUGUAAACUUCAUUAUAUAAUUGCUAAUGUCAGAACUAAAAUAAAGAUUAAAAGGUGGGGAAUUUAGUUUACACGGACUUUCUUCGGUACCAAAGAGCAUGAAGACCAACAUCUAUUACCACUAGACUGCUGGGAUCUCUAAUACUCCGAAAUAAACAACCCCCAACACCUGUGUAGUAAUGGCUCUAAGGGACAUCAGCAACACUAAAGGCGUGCCCUCACAUUCAGCUUUGAAGAAGUGGUACCCCGUGUUACAUUUUGUAGACUGACAGCUACUUUGCUGCCUUUUUUCAGUUGAGGACAUUGUUGCUUUUAGUAUACUGAAACAGGAAAAACUGCACAAGAAUUUAAAGAUGAUAAUACCAUCAGCAUCUCCAUGGGGGGGGAGUCAAGAAAGCUGCCGCCAGUCAACUGUAACAGCCUGCUGAUAUGGCAAAAUAGAAUUCCAAUCACUCAAUUCCAUAUUUACUUUGCUGUUGGUCUCAGAACAAAGUAGCCUGAAACGUCACUGCAAUUGUUUGAUACCUCGGCAUAUUACAUGUAGCCUUUUGCCAGGAGUUUGACACCAUAAAGCCCUGUGGUUUUGUUUUGUUUUUUCUUUUUUGGUCUUUCGUUUUUUUAAUUCUUUGUUACAUCUAUAAAUAAAGGUAACCAGGCUGUGGGUUGUGAAGUCAUCCACCAAGUAGGAACAUUUUGCAUUUGCCUUAAGCUGAGUGUUGGGUUGCAUGCUCUUGUUCCACGUAUGUGUUUGCUAUUAAAAUAAUACUUUUUAUUAAAACCCAUAAUCAUGGCACUUGUGCAAGGUCCUGUGUUUGAUAUCUAGCUCCCUCUAUCCCCCCAAAAAGAGAAAAGAUUUCUUCUUAAUGCCCAUUAAGGAAAGAUUAUCUGUCAGGUUUAAUUCCUUACCCCUUCUGAAUUGUUCACUAGUAAACCUGUGAUCUUCACAUGGCCAAAGUCAGUCCUGCUAGAUAAUCUGAAAAUCUGGCAUGUUAAGGUUUAUCCUUUUAUUUUUUUGUCUUGAGACAGGUUUAUACUUUUAAGCCAUGGCUGGUUUGUAACUUGCUUUGAACACUAAGCUGGCCCUGAACUCACAGACAUCUACCUGCCUCUGCCUCCUAAAUACUGAGAUUUAGGGCAUGCACCACCACACCCAGCCUCUUGCUGUAGUUUAAAAUUUACUCAAAUAUAUUUACUAAAAUAAGCAUGGGUUUUAAUAAUCCCAAAAUACUCUAUUUAAGUUAUAACAAUUUCAGAUUAUAAUUUUUGAACACCUUAUGUGCCAUUCUUUCACUUGUGCUCACAUCUUUAUCUUUUUCUUUCUUUGAACAAAGAAUCAUUUCUUGCUCCAUGUAAUUUACCACAAUUAGUGGGGAAGUCACAAGUAGAUCUUCUCAGUUUAUUUAUAUUUUAUUUUGAGACAGAGCCUCAUGGAUUUAAAGGCUAGCUUUAAAUUCACUAUGUAUCAAGAUGACCUUGAAUUUGGCCAUCUUUUGAGUGUUGGGAUUACAGGUGUGUACUAAUGUGUCUGCUUUUAUGUAGUGCUGAGAAUCAAACCCAGGGCCUUGUGUAUGCUAAGCAAGCACUCUAUCAACUGAGCUACAUCCUCAAUCCCAUAACUAGACUUUAGUGUUUGCUCUUUGUAUGCUUCCCCCACUGGAUCUAAUAGCCUGUAUUUUUUUCUAUUACAAAAGAGAAUGGUGUCUGUCAGAGCUGCUGGUUAUCACUCAGUAUAUAAUGUUAGCAGGAACCAUUCUACUCCCUUAUCCUUUUGUUUCUAAAAUGGAUUUUUGUUUUUAAGUGAUCAUAUUCUUUUCUUCCUUUUUCCUUUGAAUUGAAACAACACAUUUGAACAGAAGGCAUAGUCUGGGUUUUGGAAUUGACUGAAGAGCAACCCUUGCAUUGUUAAAUGUUGAACCAACAGAUUUUUGGCAUUGGAAGGUUUUAAUAUUCAGUUAAGGCAAGUUUUUAUGGUACUCUUUAAAAAUCAUGUAUUAAUUCUAAUUUUUUUUCACCAAAACAUUAGUUGUAAUUUAGUUGAAGCUCCAGAAUAUCUGAAAUAAGAAUUACAGUUUCUGACUUAUAUUUAAAAUGUAUUCAUCUAAUCUUCCUUCCCUCUUUCCUUCCUGCCUUCUUUUUCAGUGAGCUUGAAUAUUGACUGAGAAUUGGUUCUGUCAAGACCAUCUCUGGCAAUCUGUUCCAAAUUCAACUAUAAUAAAUCAUAACUAAGGAUGAACACUUACAUAAAUACAUAUUUUUUAAGUGAUUUUAAAAUAAAAGUCUUUUUAGUGGACUGGUGGUAAGCAUAAAAGUCUUUAAAUUCAUCAGAGUCUUUUGAAAUGCUGUCCUCCAGAAGAGGAUUGGCUUUUGUGAACUGGAAAGGAUGUGUUCUUAUUAGGAUGCAAUAAGUAUGCAUGCGUGUGUGUGUCUGUGUGUGUUAGAGAGAGAGAACCACUUUAAUAGUUAUAAAUAAGUGGUAUACAUAUACAACAUAGAAGUCAAUAUCAGGUCAUUGUGUUGUUGAAGAAUAUCCCUGUUCUUUAAAUUGAAACAUCGCUUGAAAAUUGGAAGCAGAAAAGGUUUAAUUUUAUUCUAGUAAAUAAAUAAGAGGGAAAGCAAAAUAGCCCUAAAGAAACAACAGCAAAACGUGUGUGCUUAGAGCUGCUUUAUUACAGCUGAACCAGAAAAUCUCCCAUGUGCUCCAUGUCCCCAUACAGGCACAGCUUCCUCCAUUAUCAGCAUCUUCCAGCUGAUGAGCCUACAUUGAUCCAGCAUGAUCAUCUAGAGUCCAUAGUUUAUAUCAGGCCUGCUCACUCAUGCUGUUGUACAUUGUACAGAAUUAGACAAGUAUACAUGACAUAUAUCCAUCAUUGUACUGUCCUCUGUAUUCUACUCCUACAUCCCUCUCCUCUAAGCCACUGCUCUGGGUACUCUCCCUGUAGUUUUACCUGUUCUAUUUUUGUCUUUGGAAUAGCUUUCAAAUUGUCUUCUUUCACUUAUUAAUAUACAUUUGUUUCUGUUAGUCUUUUUUCCCUUAGAACACACAUUGCACAUAAUUAGUAAAAUUUCAGUAUACACAUGUUUCUUUCAGAAAAUGAACAUUUGUUAUACCAGCCAGUUUCAAACCUUAACAAAUGCCUGUUGGGUAUGCAAAACUUCUACAGUAAGAAACUUCUGGAGUGUAUGAGUGGUCUGUCAAACUGUACCUGGAGUUGUGCGAGUCAUCUGUUACACUGUAACUGUACUCGUUCCAUUCUGUUUUCAUAGAAAGUGAUGAUCAUGUUUUGAGAGUUUUUUUUAUGAAAUCACAAUAAAGUAAACCAUUCUAAUGCCUAGAAAUACUUAAGCAUGCAGCUCAUGACAAGUGUUGAAUUUGCCAGUUUUAAUAAUGUUUUGGAAAAAUGAAUAAUUUUAGUUAUUUCAUUUGUAAUUUUUUGUGAAUUUAUAAGCCCUUAAGAUAACUCUAUGCUUAUGUUUGUAGGAAGUGUCUUUUAGAAUCAGGUAAAGCUGACUAAGCUUCACUGUUGUAAUAAAAGUGAACUGUAUAAUCAACAUGCAAUAAAGACAUAGCUUUAGUGACCUAACUUCGAGAUCAUUGGAAAAUCUCUUUAAUAUUAAAAAUUAGGAACAUCAGAAAUCUUAGAAAGUUUAAUAGACAUAAAACCAUUGGGAAUUGCUGCAAAGUCAACAAAAAUAUCUAGUCUUGAAUGCAAAACUGAAGAGAAACUUGUACCCCAAUAAAAAAUGUCUUAUCAACACUAAACAACCAAAAGCUGUUGCUGACUUUAUUGGGAAUAGUCAUUCUCCACUCAUUCAGCAGGGAUGUGAGUAGGAAGCAGAAAGAACAGUGUGGCUAUCACGUGAGUGUGGAAACAUGUUGGAGAGAGUUGACAUUCUCUGCAUGUUUGGGAGUGGUGUUGCUUCAGGAGCCUGCCAAGCUUGGACCUACUUUGUGUGUGAGCUUGGCUUUGGAAUCACCUAGUCAGAAUAAACUUGAACUGUAACCCUACCUUUUCCCUGCAUUGUUAAGAUCUCCUCCCCUAAAACUCCAACUGCAUGUUAUCCCUUUCCUUUCUUUUCCAGUACCACCACAUAUCUUUUUUUAACCAUGUUUCUACCAAGUUAGUGCUUAUUUGAUGUUCACAGAAAAAAAAUUAUGCACAUUUACAAUGGUCUUUACUGAGUUGGACACAAUUCCAAAAGCUUCAAAAAAUACUUGAAUUUUCAGAAUAUUUUAAGUAUACCAUUGAGUUGUCAAAGAACUUUGUUUUACUAAUCAAGAGUUCUUUAGGAAAACUUGUAAUUGACAUUUUUUUCAUAGUUACACCAAAAUCUUUUCAUCUUUUUCUAUUUGCACCUUAAUAAAUCCAUGAAGGCUGUUACUGCUUGUAUCCUCCAUUGUGGAUAUAGAUAAGAUCCAUUCACAUGUAACUUGAUCCCCAGUUCUCCCUGUAGCUCUCUAUACUACAUGUCAACUUGACAGUGCCUUUCUUAGGGCUGUCUUAAAUCUGAGGGCAGUGAUUGGCAUCUGUUUUAAUGAAAGCCAUUAUUGCCAGUACUUGCCCUUACAUUUAUGCCCAUACAGUCCUUUUAUAAAAGCAUCUAAAAUAAAAAAAGAGGGAACUAAGGCUCAAACUAGUUACCACUUGUGGCUCAGCUAGGGUUGUGCUAUUUCUGAUUUAGACAUGCACAUCUGUUUACACGGAGUUUUAAGAUUUUUUUUUUCUUUUUUACCAGAUGUUAUUACAAGUCUGCUGAGUGAAAUCAUUAUGCCUUUUCCCAUGCACAUUACUGGGUAGUUAGGGUUUUUUCCCACCUCCUGUACUCUCCUGAUGCAUUUUUUUAAAAUAGGAAUUGUAUUCUUGAUAUAUUUUAUGUGACAUGAUUUGAUCUACUUGAGUGUAUUCUGUUUAUAAGUCCUCAUCUUACAAGUUUGCCUUAAAAAAGGAAUACAUAAUUAUAAGGUGACAGAUAAAUAUUGUUAGCGACUAUUUGAAUUUUUGUAAAGAACAUUAAGAAGAGGUAUUUUUCACUCUUUGAUUCUGUCAUCUGUGCAGUUGGACUUUUGUUUCCAUGUUAAGUAUACAGAAAAACAGAGUUAAACAAAUGAAGAAGUAUGACAGACUGACACAGUAUCUAAAGUCUUACAUAAAUUUGUCUAAGCUCAUGCUGGUCUCAAUCAUCUUUACCCCAAGAAGGAAUCAUUAAAAACAGCAUGGGUUCCUGAAUUCAAGAAACAUUAUACUCCAACAACCAAAGAGCCUAUUCAGAGAAAUAAUUUUGAUGUGAUCCUUCUUUAUAGAAAGUCUUUGGCUCCCAUUGGUAACUGUACCACUCUGGGGGUUGUUGUUUCAGUGGGAUAAAAGAAGCAUUAACUGCAAAGCUUGAGAUUUGGGCAGAAUAAGAGGAAAUAAGUCACAAGUUCGGGGAAGAGGGUAUUUCCCCUGAGAGUAGCCUUCAGUAAAAGAUACCUCCAUGACUACCUGUUCAUUUCAAAAUAAGUGUAACUUCUUGAAUAUUUCAGUCGAAAGGGAACUACAGUUCUUGACAAAAUGUUGCUUAAUAGAGAAAUGUUUUGAAAAGUACACGGAGCAGAGCAGUUGUUGGUUUCAGUCAUUGAAGAAUUCAGGCAUGUCAUUUCUGCAGUCUGCCUCUUGCCCGUGUGUGGCUUGUCUCUCAACAACGGCAGUAGGGUCUUAUCUGUGAGGACUGAUACCCAGGAUGCACUUUACUUUGUGUCUAGAGAACUGAGCUUGACUCACUGUAGCAGAUGCCUUUUAACUGCUUCUGCAUCUCCUGUCUUUAUGUACUUAAUCUGCCCUUUUGGCUAGGAGAGCCUGCUUCUUUCAAAUAAGAUGGAUGGGAGUGAAAUGAACAUUGAAAUAUGAUCUCUGCCUUUUUCCGUGGCUUAAUAUUAAUAACCUAAGACUGAACAGGAGCUUUUCCUUUUUUUUUUUUUUUUUUUUGGUAUUUCACACAUAGCCGUUUCUUGUCAUUAGCAUGCAAUGGAUUGUUAUGGAUUCUAAUUUUAAUCCACAAGAUUAAAAUUAGAUAUUAAAAUUUGUAAUCCUACAUUACAAAUAAUAUAAUAUGUCUAUUCCAUCUUUGCUAAUCUUUUCAAAUAUAAUCUCAUCAGAUCUUUCUCAUACAACUGACUUCUUUAUAUGCCAUCUCAUUUUUAUUUCCUUAUUAGUAUUAUUAAUAUUUAUUGGUGCAUAGCUAGAAUUCUGUCACCUGUGUAUCAUUGCCCCCACCUGGGAACCACCUUCACCCAUUUUUUUUUUUUUUACUUGUUUUAGAAAAUUUUUUUCUUUCUUUUUUAUUUACUUAUUUUUUUGUUUUUUGAGACAGGGUUUUCCUGUGUAGCCUUGGCUGUCCUAGAACUCACGCUGUAGACUAAGUUGGCCUCAAGCCCAGAGAUCCACCUGCUUCUGCCUCCCAGUGCUGGGAUCAAAGGCAUGGAACGUUAUUAACUAACCUGGAAGCACAUUGUUCAGUGCCAUUUGUCCUGUUGCCUCGUGAAGGUCAGAUACUAUUUACAAACCAAGAAAGAACUCAGAGACCAUUAGGAAAGAAUAAGCGUGAGUGAAUGAUUACAGUGCACUGUGGUAGUAACAAGUAGCCAGGAGGAUUGCCAUCUAGGAACUGGAGUCUAGUUAGUCCUUACUAACAUCAUAAAUCCCAAAGAGUCCGAAUCUUUACAGCAGGUAACUAGUUCCCUUGUUGGUAGAAUAGGAUUCCUGUCCUUUCUUACUGUCUUGGAAAAGACAUGUAGGGGGGCCUCAUUUUGUCAGGUUUGUUUUCUUAGAGCAGAUUUAGACCUCACAAGAUGCUACAGUGGUUGAUAGCUUGCAUGUCUUCAAUUUUUAAAUGUGUUUUGGGGAAACCAUGUUCUGUUGAGUGCUCUGGUGGCCUCAUGUCUUCUUCGGUGUUUAUCAUGUGGUCUCUGUGUUCACUACAAGGUUAGCCCUAAUCCAGCCCUAACCCUAACGUGCUCAGAGUUGAUGCUCAGUUUCAUGCACGUUGAAGUGCGUGUCUGUGAGCUUCCUUUUUCAUCAGCCUCCGUAGUUUUCCUAGACAGGUCUGUCUGUCUCUCCCUCUUUCUCUCCCUUUCCCUGUCCUCCGAGUCUCUCCCUCUCUCUUCCUCUGUCUCUUCCCUUCCUCCUUCAUUGAGUUUUAUGUCCUCUGAUUCAGAUUCCUUCUGUUCCUUCUGUGAUUACUUCUACUGUAUAUCUUUUGUAUUAAACUUAUAGUUUGCUUUCUCUUGUUUUCCAGAUGGGUAGUGCUGGGUACCCUUGGCUGGCCUGAAACUUACUUUUGUAGACCAGGCUGCCCUCAAAUUUGUGGUGAUCCUUUUGCUUCUGCCUCCUGUGAUGUGUGGUAACCCUUUAGCUGCUGAGAUAACAGGUGUGCACUAUGACAUCAAUGUUUUCCUCAUAUAUAAAGCAGAAGAAUGCACAAUAUGUAAAGCAUACCUGCUUAUGUGCUUUUGUGACCACCUCCCUGCCUCUGUUCUGCACAGGAAGCUCUUUCCUUCUUCCCCUGGUGCUUCCCUGGCACCAUAAUCUCCUCUGUAGAAUGGCAGGAUGACUCACUUCCUUCUUUGUGCCUCAUAGAACCUGCCUGGUAUGUAUGUCACACGAUCUGGGUAGGUAACAUGUCUUCUUGUACUGUAUGUAGCUUACAGUCCUGCCUGGACCACCACUGGUUGGCAGUGACUUUUACAGAAACAGAUGCUUUAAAGUUGAACUGAUCUUGGUUACUGUUGUUAACAUCUUUAUAUCACGUUGGGUGACUUCUUUAAAGGAACAGCGGCUACUCAGCUUCCUCAUUUGUAAAAUGAAACUGCUACUUAACGUAGAGGGACUGUUAGCCCUGAAGUAAUGACAUAGAGCAGAGUGAGGUCUUUGGAGUAGAAAAUUGAGAAAAUGGGUUUUUAAAAUUUAUUUAUUUUAAUCUUGGUAUUUUGCCUGCAUGCAUGUCUGUGUAGAAUAUCAGAUCUUUGAAGUUCCAGACAGAUUUGAGCUGCCAUGGGGUGGGGGGGGUUGGGAGUUGAACUGGAGUCCUCUAUUGCUCUCAACCACUGAGCUAUCUCUCCAGCCCCCCGAGAAAAUGUUUGUUUUGUUUUACAAAUCUUGGUUGCUAUAAACAUAGUACCAGAAUAUUUGCUUUUUAAGAAGCAUUUCUGGCUGUACACGGUGGCAGAUACUUUUAGUCCCAGCUUUCAGGAGGCAGAGGUAGACAGCUCUCUAUGAGGCUAGUUUGAUCUACAUAGUGAAUUCCAGGCCAGCCAGGGCUGUUUAAAAAAAAAAAAAAAAAAAGUUAGUAUUUUCUCGUAAACAAUACGGAUGCAUUAGAUUUUGUUUAAAUAUAUAUUUUAAAGUGUAUGUAUUUUGGCAUCUCACAGUACUAAAAACAUCUUAGUGAUUUCUUUCUUUCUUGUUUAUAUUGAGGGAAGCUUUUUGGACCCCCAGACUUCUACCUGGCUUCAGAAAGACUUUCUAGUUUUUGGAAAGAGCCAGUUGUUCAUUGCAUAAUACUCAUAAAAUGAGCGAAUGUUGUAUAGGGUCUUCAAGUCUACAGCUAUCUUAAAAUAAGGAAGGAUAUUUUAAGACACCAAGAUGAGUGUUGCGCACACAGUGUGUGUCGUCUGGAAUGAUCUAGUGAAAGAAAAAAAGACAGUUUUUGGGAGACUAUGGGAAAAUUAAUUAAAGAAUUCCAGGAAGAAUUCUAGUGAAUUAAAUUGACAGGAAAUAGUCAAAAAAGCACAAAGCAUAUCCAACUGACCCAGGUUCCCCAUUUAUGCCACUGUAACUGCCAUACACUGGCAUAAAUACAGCUUGACUUUUAAAUAUCUAUUAAGGCAUGUGAUAUUUCCCCUUAAAACUCUAGUCAUUUUCAUAUUUACCUUUUUUUAAGUCUAAAAUCUACUUUUCUGGUGAAACCCUUAAGAAUUUGUCUGUGCCCAGACAGCUCAGCUCUGUCAUACUGGUCUGUCUUGAUUUACAAUAAACAUAGUCCUAGAAAUUGAGUAUAAGUCUAUCAUUUAAAUGAAAUAUUUUCCAUAAGCUGAUUGUAUUUAUAUCUAGAAGAAUUGUUUGACAGUCCAAGGGAUAUAUUUAAUUGAUAAUUGAGUGAUUUUGCUGCUGUCCUGAGGAAUCUCUUGCCCAUAUAUAAAACUUAUGACAAGUUUUCUAUCGUUUUAAGUUUGGUUUGGCAUAGUCAUUUAGAGUCACAUGAUAAGGCUGUUGAAGUUAGGGAAUUAGGCUUUCAUGCAGUAAACACUGAUGAGGACAGCUUUCUAUUCCAAACUAGUGUGAAAUGGCAUGUUGAGAGCAGCAUUUCAGAGACUGAUGGAGGCAGUAUCCUGUGCUCCGCUGAAAAUACAAGAUGUAUGGGCAGAGAAAAAGAAAACUGUUCGCCUUUGGGAGCUUUGUGGCGUGACCGUGAGAAAGCUUGAGGGCUAACACAGAGGAUGAAAUUGUAGGACUGACUUCUCACAUGGGCUGGCAAGCCACUUGCAGAGUGACUUAACCUGAAAUAUGAGGCGUCUGCUCUCACUACUGCAGUCUGUAGUUGAAACCCAAGAAUUAGGGCCAAAUUUGUGAGCCAGCUGUUCCACCAAAGCGUAAAAGCCAGAGGACUUGGUGUGCCUAUGAAUUUAAUUGUAUCAAAGUACCUUAGUUGAUAAGGCCUACGUGUUCACAGUCAGUCCUGUCAAUACUAAAUACUUUUAAAUGAGUAUCCUUUUACCAUAAAAUAUAUUUAGUGACUUGGUUUUCCAUUGUACCUUGCUUGGAUUUUUCCAAGUUCUGCUUGUGGAGCAUUUGUGGCAGUCAGGCUAAGCAGGUUGAGCACAGUGGCUAUUAUGGUUAAGAUCCUAAGAAGAGACCUGUGCAUAGGGCCAGUUACUGGCAAGUAAGAAAUCUUCCGCCUUGGCUCGUUAAAAUGUGACCAGUAGAGAAACAUUUGUUGUGUAGUUAUUUAUCAAGAAAUGAAUGUGCGUGUGAUGACUUUUCCUCCUAAUUCUAUCCUCGCAGGGACAGGACAGUAGAGACUAAGUGCAAUACAUGUUAGGUUAUAUUGACAGAUAGCCUUAGUGCUGCCUUCUGUAGCCCAGGGUUUUCUUCGGUAGACCUGCUGACUCUUGCAGUGAAUUCCUAGUGUUAAUCCUUAAAAGAUAAUUAAGUUAAAUCAGAUUGAGUCAGUGGUCCAAGUGCUGAGGCUGUUUGGAGGGGGAGUGAAUUUGCUCCCACCUCCCUCCCGUGACACUUAGAAAGAAUGUCUACUGUAGAUACAUUGGAUAUUCACAUCUGAGGGUAUGGUGCUGGUAAGCAUCCUGCAAUGUAUAGGACAGCGAUCAACAACAAGGAUUGUAGUGCAGUGUCCAAAGUACAGGGCAUUGCUAAAACUGGCUGCCGUGCCUGGGUGCAGCUCAGCCACAGAACAUUUGCCUAACACUACCCCUUAGUGCCAUGUUUCCAGGAAUGGGCUUACUAGAUUCUACAGUCAAAACAAAUGUGGGUCAAGCUGUGAGGGUAGGGUAGACACAGCUGUUUGGAUGAGGUUAGGAUUUACUGGUGCUCUUUCUUUACACUAACACUCAGCUCAACAGUAGAGAAGGUGGGGAAGCAGACUUUCUUCUAAGCUCUUCAGAAUAUGUUUUCAUUUUAAAAGCUAAGGCUGUGGGCCCUGUGGUGUGUGAUGCUCUUCCUCAUACGUCUCCACACUGUACUCUAAGGCUCUCAGAAUGUUGAGGUUCCUGCAUUGUUUUGAGUAUGUGUAUGGGAGUAUGUGUUGUUUAUUGUUUUUCAGUAAAGAUUGUUAAAAAUUAUUAAGUAAGCUACCUUACAAUCAAACAAUGGGAAGAUUGUAGUUUCCUGAUUGUGUGUCAUGUACCACAGAUGACUCUCUUUGGCUACCACUAACACUAUUGCUGAAUUGUAUUAUUUUGCAGUCAGAGGAACAAAUAGCCCUUGAUUAAAAAGAAAGAAAACGUG